This is a messenger RNA of Caenorhabditis elegans, 669 nucleotides long. RefSeq names its product Dynactin subunit 6 (gene dnc-6). Bases 20 to 562 code for a protein of 180 amino acids. Gene Ontology annotation, cellular component: cytoskeleton; dynactin complex. Lineage: Eukaryota; Metazoa; Nematoda; Chromadorea; Rhabditida; Rhabditidae. The transcript has 4 exons. The record is from RefSeq and is marked reviewed.
AAAGAAACGGAUUUUAGAAAUGACUGAAACUAGCACAGUAUCCAUCGCCAGUAGUGCAAUCGUCUGCGUCGAAGCGGAUAUAAAAGGAGAAGUUAUAAUUAAAGAAGGCUGCGUCGUCCAUCCAUUUGUAGUGUUCGACGCCACAAAAGGCCCAAUUUAUGUUGGAGAAAAUAAUAUUUUUGAAGAAUACGCAGUUAUUCGGAAUAACAGCGACGGUCAACCAAUGAUAAUCGGUGACUGGAACAUCUUUCAAGUCCACUCGAAAUCCAGUGCAAAAUACGUUGGAAGCCGGAAUGUGAUUGGUGUGCAUGCGGUGCUCGAAGACGGUUGCUCCGUUUCAGAUGACUGUAGCGUUGGAGCCAAGUGUACAGUGUUUUCCCAUCAAAAUCUGGAACCUUCUGUGUCUGUUUAUGCAGCCACGAAUUUGAGUAGAACGACGAAAACGCCGAAUAUGACAUCGCCCCACCAAAUUGAAUUCCUGCGUAAAAUCCUACCAUCAUAUCAUCAUUUGUACGGGAAGAAGAAGGCCGUCGCUACUGCUUCUGCUUCUGCUGCACAAUAACCUGCUUUUGGUUCAACCUAUCUCGCAUUUUAACUGCAAUUAUUUAUGUCGGAUAUUUUUUUGUCCCCUAUUUCUCACAAAAUAUAAAUAAAAUUCAUGAUUAUUUU